Molecule: messenger RNA, 1299 nt
Organism: Symbiodinium sp. CCMP2456
Lineage: Eukaryota; Dinophyceae; Suessiales; Symbiodiniaceae
Source: the annotation of a GenBank genome assembly
GCGCAAAUGCUGCCUGGCAAAGACCAGGACCAGGCCGGGUCCUCCCCUCAGGAGUUCUCCAUCGCACAGAGCGAUGAUGAUGACGUCCCACCUUCAGCGAGCAGCGAUUCUGCCCCAUCAAUCCAUCUCGAUGCACCCAGCAGUAGCACAAGCACCAGGACAGACGAAGCAGGUACCGGCGAUGCAUCAGGUCAGGGUGUGCCGAGAAUGAUGCAAGAGGCCUUUCCGAUGGACAAGAUGCAGAACGGCUUGGGGGCGGCAAAGAACUGGGUGACUUGGGGUUGGGGCAACGUGGUGUCGAGCGCCAAGAAGAUCGGUGAUGACAUUGCCAAGUCGGAGUUCGUGAAGGAGACAGAGAGGCUCGCACAGAAGGCCGAGGAGAAUCUGCAAACCGGAGCUACCGAGGCUUUGCGUCGCGUCUCGCAGGCUACAGAUGCAGCCGUGGCCAAAGCUGCUGAGACAGUGUCGCAGAUUGACCAGGACAUUCAGUCUGGACUGCAGCACACAGAGGAGCGAGCCAAGGAACUCCACGAGCAGCUGAACCCAAAGCUGAAGGAGGCCGGUGAGAAUGCCAAGAAGUCUCUGAUGGGAGCCGCGCAGUGGGGUGCAAAGACCGCCAUUUGGUUCCAGUCUUUCGGGGCGGGCACCCACGUGGACAGUGACGAGGAGACAGACAGGACGGCUGCAGCAAGUUCCGCUGGUCCCAGUGAGGCGGCAUCCGGCUCCUCGUCAUCAUCAGGCUACCCUUCGGCCCCCGCGCAAGCACCGGCUGUAGCGUCCAUGGCCGAGGUGCCUGGGACCGCCGCGGCAGCUCCUACCCAAAGUCAAGGUGAAGAGCAGGCGCAGAAACAGGCCCAGCAAAAAGCCCUGAAGGAAGCUGAAGAGCAAUCCCGAAAAGAGGAGGAGGCACAGGCUCAAACGAAGGCAGCCCAAAUGGAAGCAGAGGCAGUUGCGCAGAAGCAAGCCGAGGAAAAGGCCCGCAAGGAGGCGGAGGAGAAGGCCCAGAAGGAGGCGGAGGAGAAGGCCCAGAAGGAGGCGGAAGAGAAGGCCCGCAAGGAGGCGGAGGAGAAGGCCCAGAAAGAGGCGGAGGAGAAGGCCGAGGAGAAAGCCCAAAAGGAGGCGGAGCAGAAAGCCCAAAAGGAGGCGGAGGAGAAGGCCCGCAAGGAGGCGGAGGAGAAGGCCCAGAAGGAGGCGGAGGAGAAGGCCCAGAAGGAGGCGGAGGAGAAGGCCCGCAAGGAGGCGGAGGAGAAAGCCCAGAAGGAGGCGGAGGAGAAAGCUCAGAAGGAGGCGGAGGAGAAG